Orbicella faveolata is the source of this 3760-nucleotide messenger RNA. RefSeq lists its product as uncharacterized. Gene Ontology annotation, biological process: DNA repair; telomere maintenance. Lineage: Eukaryota; Metazoa; Cnidaria; Anthozoa; Scleractinia; Merulinidae. Gene Ontology annotation, molecular function: ATP hydrolysis activity; DNA helicase activity. The record is from RefSeq and is a predicted model, not a curated record.
UAUCAAUAUGAUUUAAUGGAUGAUAUCGGCAUCUUUCCAAGAGCAAAUGACGAUGAAGAUCUUGUAGUAAAACGCAUGACUGAUGAUGAUUUUCGGAAACUUGUUCGUUCACUUAAUGUAAAGCAAAUGGAAUUCUUCUAUCAUGUGUUGAAAUCCAUCAAAACUAGUGAUGAAGCACUUAGACUUUUUUUAAGUGGUGGGGCUGGUGUUGGCAAAACUACAGUUACUAAUGCUUUAUAUGAAGCUUUGAUCAGGUACUUAAAUAGUGUUCCAGGUGAAAACCCUGAUGACGUUAAAGUACUUAAAGUGGCACCAACAGGAAAAGCAGCAUUUAAUAUCAGUGGUAACACUCUUCACUCUGCUUUUAAAAUACCUGCUAAUCGAGGUUUUGAGUAUUGUACACUUGACAGAGACAGACUUAACACUAUUAGAGCACAGCUGAGAAAACUUCAGGUUAUUUUCAUAGAUGAGAUUAGUAUGGUAGGCAGUGGCAUGUUCACGUUCUUGAAUUUACGCUUACAGCAGAUCAUGGGUACACCAAAACCAUUUGGAGGAGUUAAUUUGAUCACUGUUGGUGACCUGUUUCAGUUAAAGCCAGUUUUUGACAAGUGGAUUUUUGAGAAUUCAGGAAGUGCCUACAGUGCAUUAGCCACAAAUAUUUGGCAAGAACAUUUUAAGAUGUAUGAAUUGUCAGAAAUUAUGAGACAGAAAGAUGACAAAGAAUUUGCAGAGCUUUUAAAUCGCCUUAGAGAAGGAAAACACACAGAGCAAGGUAUUGAGGUCCUAAAAGGAAGGAUUUUAAAAGUAAAGCCAGGAGAAAGUGAUUAUCCCAUGAACAUCACUCACUUGUUUAGUACUAACCAAGCAGUAGACAGUCACAAUGUUAAAAUAUUUAAUAACUCCAAAAACCAAAAAGUUAAUAUUUGCGCAGUUGACAUUGUAAUUGGAGAUCUGUCCGAUGAACUAAAGGAAAGACUGAAACAAAAAAUCCCAAAUGAUCCAACCAAAACCAUGGGAUUAUUUUCUGUUUGUUCUGUCCAUGUUACAGCAAAGUAUGACCUAACAACAAAUGUGUCUGUCCUUGAUGGUAUGACUAAUGGAGCAGAAUGUACAGUUGAAAAAAUUGAUUACAGAGUACCGGACUCUACUAGACCAAGUAUUAUAUGGGUAAUGUUUCAGGAUCCUAAGAUCGGUCAUCACUGGCGAAGAGAAUAUUCUCAUUUGUAUAAUGUACAAAUACAAAGCACCUGGACACCAAUCUUAGAAAUCACAAGGCAAUUUAGAUUGUACAAAAGAAAUCAAGUUCAAGUUCUUCGUAGACAAUUCCCUUUACGACCAGCUGCGGCCAAAACAAUACAUCGUUGUCAAGGUGACACGCUUAAUGAAGCAGUUGUUGAUUUACCAGCUUCAACGAGAGAACAUAUGCAUUAUGUUGGUCUAAGCAGACUUCGGAAUCUUUCAAGUUUGCAUAUCUUAAACUUAAAUGAGAAAAAGAUAACUGUGAGCAAGAAAGUUGCAUCUGAAAUGUCUAGAUUAAGAUCAGAGGCAUCUUUAAAACCAUGCAUUUCCUUUCUUUAUGAAGCACCAAGUAACAAAAGCAACUUCAAAAUUUUGUUCCUAAAUGUGAGAUCUUUACAUCUCCAUAUUGAAGAUGUAGCGUGUGAUUAUAGUGUACAAGCAGCACAUGUGAAUGUAUUCGUUGAGACAGCUUUAUGUUCAAGGGACAGUGAUGAGGCAUAUGACAUGGCCAACUUUCGCCUCUACAGAAAUGACUAUGAUCCACAGAACAAUACUAGAACACCGUAUGGAUCAGCUGUGUAUAUCAGAAAUGAUGUAGAGUGCACCUGUGACCCCUUUAGAUUAAACUACAACAAUACAGAAAUGACUGUUGUUAUUAUCAAUUUACCUGGUUGUAACAAGAUACAUGUUGUUGGGAUAUAUCGAUCUAAAUCAAAAGUUGUAUUUCCUAAAUUAAUUGAAGCGUUAGAACAUUUACAUCGCACUAUUCUUCGAGAACCACAGACUCCAGUCAUAAUUUUAGGAGACUUUAAUGUCAAUUUUAUGGAACCUACCUCUGAGCAGAAAGCUCUUGUGGGAUAUAUGAUCAAGCAAAAGGGUUACACUCAGCUGAUAAAACAGUACACAACAGAUUAUAAAACUCAGAUAGACCACAUAUACACUAAUAUUCCACAACAAGUUCAAAGUUCUGGUACAUUGGAGUCAUAUUAUAGUGAUCAUAAGCCCAUUUUUGUUUGUCUAAAUGUAAGCAGCUAGAGCACAUUGUUUUCUAUUGCUAGUUAUUUUGUCAGGAUAUGUAGGAAUGAUUUUAUUGUUGGCUAAAUCUUUUUGUUUUGUUGACUUUGCUUGAGCACAAGUUUCUUAUUUUCAUAUUUGGGUUUGCUUUUUAAUAGCAUUAACCAUAUGUAUACCGAUGUAGUUUACAGAUAUACAAAGAUUAAGUAAAAAUUAUAGAGGAGAAAAAUAUACGAUGAACCAAAUAAAAUGUGUUGUUUCUCGGUGGAAACAUGACCUCACUUCUAAGAGUGAGGUCAUUGUGUGCUGUGGUGAGGAAGUGACUCCUCACUACCUGUAGUCAAGAUGCAGGCCAUCAGAGUUGAAAUGUAAGUUAGUCAUGUAUUUUGAGGGCUUGGGAAUUUAUUUGAACUUGAUUUAAGUUAGUAUUAGAGCAGCAAAGUAUAUUUUACCAAUGUUAACUGCUCACUGAUUGUUUUUGUUACACAUUAUUUUGCAGACUGCUGUUUGAGUACAAUAUGCCUAAAUGUUCAUGAUUCUGAAUGGUAAUACAUUACCAAGACACUGAAAGCACUGAAACUACAACUCUUCAUUGUAUCACCUCAUUCAAGACACUACAAAGAACAGUAAUGUGCAUUUAAGUUUGUACAUGAUUGCAUUUUCUAUACAUGCAUGCUCCAUACAACAUGCUAUGGUAUGCACAAGCUCAACCAAUAAUGGAUGUUACUCUAAAUAUGCUGCUAAAGACACCUUCCAGAAAUCACUCUGCAUGGUCUACAUUUCUAUUGUUAAAGAGGAGUGAGGAACGAUUAGGGAUGUCACUCUGUAUGGUCUACAUUUCUAUUACUAAAGAAUUCGAGAAAAAAUUAUGGAUGUCACUUUAAUACGCUGUUUAAGUCAUCUGGAAAAGAUCUAUGUAAAUCAGAAACAACUUGCCAUCAUCAUCUGCUUUCUCUCAAAGCAAGAACGACCACAAAUGGUACUCUGAAUAUAUAUGCCCAUCUACGAGUAUGGAAAGUCACUUGGGUGGUCUUCUUAACGCAGUAAAAAGACACCAAAGAGGUUACUCAAAAGCAAUGCCAAAGUAUAUAUACACUGCUAAAGCUGUACAUCUCGUACACAAUUCAAGAUAACCAAGUUACUGUCAUAUAUGUAGCUAAAAUAAAUAAAUAACCUUUAUUUACCGUCGGUGUGUUUAAAAAGAAUAAAUUCAAUGUCAGGAACAAAUGAAUCAAAUCAAACAACAAGGUUAAAAACCCCAACUGGAGGAAGGCAAACCAGUUAACUAUUUACAAGCUUGGCCAAGGUGUUGAACUUGGGUCUGCCUGAGCUAAUCAGCCAUGCUGAUUUAUUUGAGAUAAUUAUUUGUUGUGGGCUGUACAGUCCAAGAACUGUUGCUGGACAUAAUGGUUUAUGUGUCAUUUGUAAACAACAAGGCAUAGCAUUUGUAGUAUUGCAAUCGGCAGAAAUUGCCAAUAAUGGGGCCUGCUAGGAACACUGGGAUGCU